Molecule: messenger RNA, 2364 nt
Organism: Danio aesculapii
Lineage: Eukaryota; Metazoa; Chordata; Actinopteri; Cypriniformes; Danionidae
Gene: cpne7
Product: copine VII
Exons: 11
Coding region: 359-1678 (439 amino acids)
Biological process (GO): cellular response to calcium ion
Cellular component (GO): plasma membrane
Molecular function (GO): calcium-dependent phospholipid binding
Source: RefSeq, a predicted model, not a curated record
GUGAAGAGGCUGUCUGUCAUCAGAAUAUCUCAUCUGGGAUUUCGCUGUUGUAAUACUAAUGGACAUCUCUCAUUUUCAACAUCCCAUCUGAUCCCUUUAAGUCUGAACCACUCCCAGCAGCCCAUUCUCCUCUAAAGUGAUUCAGACCUACAGAUGCCUCUCUGCGAACAACUUUAAGUCGAACUGACAGAUACAUUUUAAGACAUUCCUCGUCUUUUGCUUCACAAAGAAACAUACAAGGUCAUACUACGAGCUAGACUCCCUGCAUGGGAGAGACCUGCUUCAAUCAAACUGAGGCUUUAAAAGAUCUGCCGUCCCCCAUCUCCGGCCGACCCUCCGCGCUCUGCUUUCUGUCAGGAUGAGUGACUCACAGGAAGCGACGUCCCCGGUGGCGGGAAUAGGAGGACCUGCCGCCUGCGUAUCCAAGGUGGAGCUGCGAGUUUCCUGCAAGUCCCUGUUGGACCGAGACACGCUCAAUAAGUCUGACCCCUGCGUUAUUCUCAUGGUACAGAACCAAGGUCAAUGGACUGAACUGGACCGUACUGAGGUGAUCAAGAGCAACCUGAAUCCAGUCUUCGCUAAAGUCUUGAUGCUGGACUACUAUUUUGAGGAAGUGCAGAAACUGCGCUUUGAAGUGUACGACAUUCACGGAGCUCACAGUAUUGGAACACGCGAUGACGACUUCCUAGGGGGUGUGGAGUGCACACUUGGACAGAUAGUGGCCCAAAAAAAGAUGACGAAACCUCUGUUGCUGAAAUAUGGAAAAUAUGCCGGAAAAUCCACCAUCACGAUUCACGCAGAGGAGAUUUCUGGGAACAAUGGCUACGUGGAGCUUUCCUUCUGUGCCAAGAAACUGGAUGAUAAGCUUCACAGAGUCUAUUCCUUCCUGGACUACAUCAUGGGAGGCUGCCAAAUACACUUCACAGUUGCCAUAGAUUUCACGGCGUCCAAUGGGGACCCUCGCAAUAGCUGUUCCCUGCACUACAUCAACCCAUAUCAGCCCAACGAGUAUCUGAAAGCUUUGAUAGCCGUGGGGGAGAUCUGCCAGGAUUAUGACAGUGACAAACGAUUCUCUGCUUUGGGCUUUGGAGCAAGAAUUCCACCUAAUUAUGAGGUGUCUCAUGAUUUUGCCAUCAAUUUCAACCCAGAGGAUGAUGAAUGUGAAGAGAUCCAGGGGGUCGUGGAAGCCUACCAAAACUGCCUGCCCAAGAUCCAGCUCUACGGUCCCACCAAUGUGGCUCCCAUCAUCAACAGAAUAGCUAAACAGGCGGCUGGAAAAGAGCCCAUCAAAGAUGCUUCUCUGUAUCAUAUCCUGCUGAUCCUGACAGAUGGGGUGGUCACAGACAUGGCGGACACACGGGAGGCUAUAGUCCGGGCCUCAUACCAGCCCAUGUCUAUCAUCAUAGUGGGAGUGGGAAACGCAGACUUCACAGACAUGCAGAUCCUCGAUGGAGAUGACGGGGUCCUGCGCUCACCCAAAGGAGAGCCAGUCCUGAGGGACAUCGUCCAGUUUGUCCCCUUCAGAGACUUUAAAACGGCAUCACCAGCUGCCCUGGCUAAAUGUGUCCUAGCGGAGGUGCCCAAACAAGUGGUGGAAUACUUCAGCCACAAGGCCAUACCGCCGAUGAACCCGGUGCUCAAUUCAACCCCCAACUCCAUCGCCAACACACCUGAAUAACUCUCAAACAGCAGCUUUCCACAGUACUGCAGAGAAAGACAAAGAGACCAACACACUCUCAUCCUGACUGCAUUUCCUCAUCCAUAAGAUGAUCAUACACCACUGACCGUUUGGAUCUCAAUGUUGCCCUUGGAAAAAAAAAACAGGACUGUUCCCCCAGCAUGCAAACCGAAGGCCUUUUUCCCCUCUUCGGAAGGGCAGAGACAAUGCAUUGAAUUCCCAUCAGGACCACAGGCUUUCUGAUCCCCGCUGGCUCGACUCUUUUCAACUGCACAAGGCCGCUUUCUGCAUUCUGCUGUUUUAUAUGCCCUUCAAGAAGCUUUCAUUUCUGACUCCUGGGGAACUGGAACAGAAAUGGCGUGGACGCUUGUAAUGUAAUUAUUCGAAAAUGGCAUGUAUAUUGAUUAAUUCAAAGAGUUCGCUUUGGUUCCGCCUGACAAAUAUGCAUAUUUUGUUGCAAUGUUGAUGAAAAAGUAAUGAGCGCAAGAAUGGUCAUUAGCUGAUUAGUCAGUAUUAGAGGUGACGCUUUAUUAAUUAGCAUGCUAACAGUGCACCGUUUCAAGCUGCUUUGUCAAAUCUGUCACCUUUAAUGCAGCGGUGCAGCAGUUAUACUCACACAGACUGAUGUGUUUGGCUGGUUUGUCUUGCUGGUUUUUUAAAGAUGCAGUAGGUGAUCUGCCUUAAUG